UCUCCCAUGCACACUUAAUCAAACAUCUUAUCCAAAACACAAGAAAUCUAAAGAGUGAAACCAUUGCCAAGUCUCUCAUGGAGUACUUGGCUACUACAUUCCUCUUUUUUGCCUUUCUCAUUACUAACACUCAAGGUGUUAAACCAUCAUUAUGCUCUUCUUCUAAACCCGAUACGUCUGAUCUCUCUAUCUUCCACAUUUAUGGUGGUUGUUCGCCUUUUAAGGACCAAAAACCCAAUUUAUGGCCCAACACGGUCCUUGACAUGGCCGCGAAAGACCCUAAGAGGGUUGCAUUUUUAGAUAGUCUAGCAGCCCAAAAGACUUCUGCCCCUAUAGCUUCGGGCCAACAAGUCCUUAAUAUAGGUAAUUACUUGGUCCGAACCAAGAUUGGGACUCCAGGCCAACUCAUGUUCAUGGUCUUGGACACAAGUUUGGAUGCUGCAUGGGUCCCUUGCUCGGGUUGUGUAGGGUGCUCCUCUAAUAUAUUCUCCCCCAACUCUUCCUCCACCUUCGGAUCCAUGGGUUGUGCUUCGGCUCAAUGUGGCCAAGUCCGCGGGCCUAUUUCAUGCCCUUCAACCGGGUCCGGGGUAUGUCAAUUUAACCAAUCCUAUGGUGGAGAUUCAUCACUUUUAGCUACCCUCUCACAUGACUCUUUAUCAUUAGACAAAGAUGUCAUCACUAACUAUGCUUUUGGAUGCAUCAAUGCUAUCUCAGGCAACUCAAUCCCACCACAAGGCUUAUUGGGCUUGGGCCGUGGGCCCUUAUCACUAAUUUCCCAAUCCAAAUCCCUUUACAAUGGAGUAUUCUCCUAUUGCCUCCCAAGCUUCAAGUCCUACUAUUUCUCCGGGUCACUCAAGCUCGGCCCAACGGGCCAACCUCGAACAAUCAAAACCACCCCAUUCCUCCAAAACCCACACCGUCCCUCACUCUAUUAUGUAAACCUAAUCGCGGUCAGUGUGGGCCGGGUCCAAGUACCCAUCCCCAAACAAUACUUCACAUUCGACCCAAACACCGGUGUUGGGACCAUCAUUGACUCCGGUACCCUCCUAACCCGGUUCGUAGCACCCGCUUACAAUGCAAUCCGGGAUGAGUACAAAAAACAAGUCCAAGGACCAUAUAGCUCACUCGGGGCGUUCGAUACAUGUUUCCCCGUGACCCACGAGCAAGUGGCCCCAACCGUAACCCUACAUUUUGAAGGGAUGGACUUAAAAUUACCAAUGGAGAACACAUUGAUCCAUAGUAGUGCAGGCAACCUAGCUUGCCUAGCAAUGGCUGCAAAUAGCGCAAAUUCUGUGAUCAAUAUAAUAGCAACUUGGCAACAACAAAACCUUAGAAUUCUCUAUGAUACCGCCAAUUCUCGCCUAGGAAUUGCUCGUGAACUCUGUAACUAAAAUUACAAUUAGUUACUCGUAGUAAAAGAAAUAUACUACUAUAAGAUUGUUGCACCACGUUAAGUGGUACCACACUACAACUAAUGUAGUGAUAUUACUCCCAAAAAAGGGUGUAAAAUUAGGAAUCUCCAUUAUUUUUUUUUGUUUUCUUUUCAUUUUAGGUAAAAUCAAGUGUUGUGCAUUGAAGAUGGAAGAAUUCUAUCUUUUGUAUU
This is a messenger RNA of Chenopodium quinoa (quinoa), 1603 nucleotides long. Its product is annotated as aspartyl protease AED3-like. Bases 78 to 1391 code for a protein of 437 amino acids. Lineage: Eukaryota; Viridiplantae; Streptophyta; Magnoliopsida; Caryophyllales; Amaranthaceae. The record is from RefSeq and is a predicted model, not a curated record. The transcript has a single exon. Gene Ontology annotation, biological process: proteolysis. Gene Ontology annotation, molecular function: aspartic-type endopeptidase activity.